CGCCAUGUAUGACCACAGCUGGUGACUGUCCUAACAAAGCGUAAAAUAAAACCAACUUCAUCACACAGCUGGAGCCUCUCCUAUCAAAAUACAAAAACAUAAUAAACUUUUUGAAACCAAUUCUUCUUUUCUUCUGUUUGGUUAAAUCUAAUCUCUCUCUUUGAACUGUACAAAGCAGCAAGUAAUUUUGCAAUUCACAAAGAUCUGUUACUCUUUCUCUCUCCUUUCAUUCAGCCUGCGUUUUCAUCUGCAUAACUUUAAGACUCGAAGUCGGAACCGAUUCUUCGUCUGCUGCAGAAUCAGAAGUGGAGAUGGCAAGUCGACUGAAGGAAGAUGAGAAAAAUGAACGAAUAAUUCGAGGUCUUCUCAAACUCACACCAAAUCGAAGAUGUAUUAACUGUAACAGCUUGGGACCACAAUACGUGUGCACAAAUUUCUGGACGUUUGUUUGCAUUAGCUGUAGUGGAAUACACCGAGAAUUUACACAUCGAGUAAAAUCAAUUUCAAUGGCUAAAUUUACUGCACAGGAAGUUAGUGCACUUCAAGAAGGAGGAAAUCAGCACGCAAAAGAAAUCUAUUUUAAAGAAUGGGAUCCACAACAUCAUUCUCUGCCUGAUAGCAGCAAUAUUAACAGGCUCCGGGACUUCAUUAAGCAUGUUUAUGUGGAUAGAAGAUUUACUGGUGACAGAACUUAUGACAAACCUCCAAGAGCAAAGGGUGACAAGGACGAUGAGAACAAGAGGAUGGAGACGUAUCCGGGAGGAUCCAAAAGCCCUCCAUACGAUUACAGUGACAGGUCUAGUCCUGGUGGAAGAAGUCCUGGAUAUGAUCAAGAAAAUAGACAAUAUGGUGAUUACAAGAGAAGCCCUGGUCGUCCUCCAAUAGUCAAUGAUUGGCGUCGAGAAGAUAGAUUUGGGGAUGGACGGAAAUUUGAAGAUAAUAGAAUAUCCGAUGGAAAUCAUAAGCUGGAAAGCCAUUCUCCUGAGCAAACCAGGGAUCUGGGUUCUUCCAGCCCACCUGUGGCCCGACCUGUUAGAGAGAUCUUGGGAGAAAAUGUAGUACCACUUCGAAUUAGUGAACCACCCAAAACAAACGGUGGACAGGCUGCUAAUGGCUCAGCACUCACACAGAGAACUGCAUCUUCCAGUAGCUUGGCUUCAAGCAAUGGAACUGCGGUAGAAGUUAAGCUUGAGACUAUUAAGAGCCUUAUUGAUUUUGAUGAUGAUCCUGAACCACCUGCUGCCCCAGCAAUUCCUCAAGCCCAGCAACCUAAUGUGGCUCAACUUGGGAUUCCUGCAAAUUCCAAUGAUAAUAAUUGGGCCUCUUUUGAUGUUGCUCCUGAGGCAAAAGCAUCUCAGGCUCCUUCAAAUGUAAAUCCACUUGAAUCUGUGCUGACUCAAUUGUCAGUACCAGUAUCUUUACCUUCUCAGGUGUCUGGAGCGCAAGGACCUGUGUGGGGAUCUGCUCUUACCAUCACUGCUUCUGGAGCUUCAAUUGUUGGCGGCUUCUCAACAUUCCCAGCCAGUGGUGCUUCAGUAACAUCUGGAUUGACAACAUCAACUCUCAAUAAUGCAGGACAGUGGGCUAGUUUGCAGUAUCAGCAACAUCAACCUUUGUUCACUGCUGCUGGUAGUCAGCCUACUAUUCAACAAUCUACACCACCAAUUGGUGGAGCUUUGAAUAAUCAGCCCUGGACUGUACCAUUGGUACAGGGGCAUUCAAGCACACCAAUGCCUCAUGCAUCACACCUUGUCCCAAAGCCUGCCAAUGGGGCUAAAUCCACUGUUGUUUUACAACCUUCUACAGUAGACACAAAAUCAAGUGGAAGAAGUGAGCUUCCUGAGGAUCUAUUCACUGUAAAAUAUUCGUCCUUCCCUGCUCGAGUCCCAGGUUGGGAAAUGGUUCCACCACCUAGCACGGGUAUCUCAAUUCAAUACAAUAAUAUGAUGCCCAUGCCAAGUUUUCCUCAACAAUCAAAAUCAACAAAUCCAUUUGAUAUCAGCAACGAACCAACACCAUUUCAAGCCCCAACAUUUCCUUCCAUGUCAUCUUUGCAAGGUGCUCUGCCUAGUGUAACACCUUCAGCUACAAUUCACCCUUCAAACAUGGGUAAUCAACCUCUUGCUUGGAAUCCACCCUCAUCAUCAUCCUAUGUAUCAAUGCCUCCUCCUCAAGCACAAACUCUUGCACCAGUAAUGGGUCCAGGGGCAUACAUGGGGCAACAAAUGGCAACUAACAUGCCAAUGCAAAGGCAUCAAGGAACUGGGAAUUUCGCUACUGAGGGAAAUGCUUUUGGUUUCUCAAAUCCAGAUCAGCAGCAGCUGACUGGUAGGUUAUAUACUGCUGCUACCCCAAACACCUUCCAUGCAGGAGGGAACCCUUUCGGAUGAUCUUAAGUUUUCGUCUGCUCGGACUCUUUAAUUCAUGCAUCAAUUUGUUGCACCCUGUACAAACAUGGUUGAAAUGUCUGUCGUUUGUCAGUUAAAACGAAACACUCAUCACGCAUAGAGAGAUUUAUUACCAGUCACCACUCACCUGUGGGUUCAAAUUCAAAUAUUUGUACCUGGCCUUGUAAAUUGUUUAUUGUUAUAGGAAAGAUGAAGGCGAAUUCGGCCUUUGGGGAGAGGGAGUUACAGAGACACUUCUGUGGAGAUAAAGCCAUAAGGUGCCCUUAGUAUUAUUUUUCAGUUUUUUCCUGUAUUGUAUUAUUUUGUAAUCUCAAUUUUUGUAAGGUCUUUCUAUUCGUUGAGGUACAUCUCCCUGUUAAAUAAUUGUCAAGUUUGAGUUCCAUGCCUCUAUCUGUUUUUUGAAUUUGUUUUACAUGUGAUAGUGGUUAUUUUUUUUCUUUUCAUUGUACUGCUUACGUGUUA
Messenger RNA from Cajanus cajan (pigeon pea), 2870 nucleotides. RefSeq lists its product as uncharacterized. The record is from RefSeq and is a predicted model, not a curated record. Lineage: Eukaryota; Viridiplantae; Streptophyta; Magnoliopsida; Fabales; Fabaceae. Gene Ontology annotation, molecular function: GTPase activator activity.